Ciona intestinalis (vase tunicate) is the source of this 4059-nucleotide messenger RNA. The record is from RefSeq and is a predicted model, not a curated record. Lineage: Eukaryota; Metazoa; Chordata; Ascidiacea; Phlebobranchia; Cionidae.
AAUUUGUUUUCGUUUUUAUCGAAAACUUAUGAUAUGUCAUGUUUUUUCAGUGAUAUCUUUGUAUGCUAGAUGUGUAAUUAAUAAACUAGUUUGUUGGCACAUGUUAAAGCAAAAAUGACGACUGUUACAUCGUCACAUGGACCUACAGAGGUCAUAAACGCUCGUCGUACAGAAUCUCUUGACGCACCAGCCAUACUAGAGUUGAUAGCCCCACGCACCAAUUCACAAUUUGGCAGAGUCAAUAUUGUGCAUUUGAUUGAAAAAUCAAAUCUAUCUGUAACUCUUAACAAUGAAGAAAAUGAGGUUUUAGGGUUUGCUGGAUUUUUAGACCAACCACAAAUAGAAGUUUGUAACCCAGCUGAAUGGGAGCAAUGGAUGUUAGAUAUGAAAUAUAAACUCUCCUCUAAUGCUUCUCCAUUAAACAGUCUUUUUCUCCAUUACUUUGCUGCGAAAGAUGAUUACACCAUUGGGUGCGCGAGUGAAAUUGUUCGCACUGUGUUUAACGCUGUACCAGAGCUUCGGUUCAUAUUUCUAUCGCUGAGAUCGGACACUAAACCAGAGCCAGCACUGGCACAGAUCUUUCAUCCUGCAGAAAGAGAUGGCUUAGGAGGCCACCAUACAUUGUAUGUAUGCCACCGACACAACCAUGUACCAUUACUUCAUGUUCGUAAAGCUUGUGUAGAGGACCAUGAUGACCUUACUCCAAUAUUUAAACAACUCAACAAUAAUCUGACUGAGACAUAUGGGGAUUACUUCCUUGCUGAAAUGAUUGAGGCCCAAGAUGAGGACAAUCAUUCUAUAGUAGCUGAAGUUGGUGGGAAAGCAGUUGGGUUCCUCAGUGUAUGCUCGCAUGUUAAUGUAAAACUCUUGCAGGAUUGUUUUGAGCUCGAUUCUUUCCACGGUCUCUGCAAGGAACAUCCGGAUGAUAUUCUCCAAGACGAGGCUCCCCCUCCUCCCACUCCUCCUCCAUCUGCUCCCACAUCCAACCCUGAAGAAGGAGCAAGGAUAAGUGAAGUGUCAAUCAAAAGUUCUUCCUCAGAAGCUGACAAUCAAGAAGAAAAAAAGGACUCUGUUUCCGUGGCAACUAAUGCUGAAGAAAUUCAAUCUGAAUCAGAACCUUCCAGUAGCUCUGCACUGCCCCCUACUGGCUCAAAACCUAAAUUGAGCGAAAUUCACAUGCAAAGCAGCUCCUCACUUUUUCAGGAUAAUGAAGAGAAUAAGAAUGAGGAGGUUUUCUUCCGAGAGUCACCAAUUUCUCCCAAACCAUUUGUGUCAACAUACAAAGGGGAAUCCAAUGCAUUUUCCAUUCAAUUGUUUUGCAUUGAUGAGCAAUAUGAAAUGAGAUCUGCAGAUUUUCUGCCCAAGAUUUUCAAGCUUUUUCCCGACAAGGACUUUGCCGUGAUAACAGUACCUCAUCUAGUGCCGGAGUUUCCUCUUAUACAACAAUUUGUUCGAGUGACUCCAAAACCGAUGACAAAUCUGCCGCAUGAGUUGUAUGUGUUCCAUAGAAAUGGACUUCUUUCUUCAGGAUUUAAUGUUAGACUGGCAAAGACAGAAGACUAUGAACAAGUUGAAAAAUUAACAAAAAACAUAAAACUUCGCGAGAAUUUGCUCGCUGAUCUAAAGCUGUUCAACUCUGCAAGACGAGACACUGAUGGGACAGAAAUACAAGCUUUUGUGGCUGACUGUAUCGGCCAGGUUGUUGGAAUAUGCAUUGUAAGAAGAGAGGAAAAUGUUGAAGAAGUCCGUGCAUAUUACAACAUAGAGGAUUUUAUUUACUUCAACCAUCAUAGACGAGAUGAACAUUCUCAUCUCCAUCAUUUUGCUCUUAACCCAAUCUUCCAACAUUAUGCAAAGCAUUUCAUCAAAGAGGUUUUACGGCAAGGCCACAAGUCAUGUUUGUAUUACCCCAUCUACCCAAGCUAUGCUCCACAAAGCUGUAGUGAAAAACACUCCCUAAUAACAGGCUUGAAUUUUAUGGUCCCUGUGCGUGCUAGGAGACAGAUUGAAUACCCUUUGCAGGAACUUGGUAUAAAUGCUCCAUCUGAGAGAGUUAUAAGCAAGUCCCCACCUUAUGCCAUCAACCAUAUAAACAGGAAAUUAACAUUGGAACCAAAGGUCACAAUCAAUGCCCGUAUUGUGGUUGUUGGCGCGUCAGACGUUGGAAUUUCGUUUCUUGAAAGCCUCUGCUUCUGUCCCCACUUACGGUUCAAUAAUCUUACACUGGUAUCAAAACGGGGGCUUCCCCAGACACUACUGUCAUCUUCCGAGUCAUAUUCAAGGGAUGACUUGGCGCGAUUAUCGCUGAGGUCAUGGGUUAAUAUCGUACAAGGUUUCAUGACGGACAUUGAUAGAAAGAGGAAACACGUUAUAACAGCAGAUGGAGCUAGAGUUGCAUAUGAUCAUUUGAUUAUUUGCACUGGCCAGCAGUAUCAGAUACCUUGUCCCACUGGAGCAGAUGUAAACAACAUGGCCGCCAACCAUGAUUUGACGAAGGGUGCUGGCAACAAACCAUACGACAUGUCUAAGCCAAUACCUGACAAUGUAGUGUCAGUCAAUGAUGAUUAUGACGUCAGAAAGCUAUCAUUAUGGGCAACAAAUAUGGGGUUAAAAUGUGAAAUUCAAGUUCAAGAUGAAAAAUCACCUAUGGUGGUAGUAUACGGCCGCUCUUUUGAUGCCUACACCACUGUUCAAUGUCUUAUGUCACAUGGAAUCCCUGGGCCUAGAAUUGCCUUGGUCCGUCCGCCCACACAAAAUACAACAGUGUCAGUAUCGGAUGAUAUUACAAAUGGAGACCCAUUUAAUGAGCCGGUAGUGUCAAAGAUGGUGCAGGAUGGACUUGAAACUGCAGGGGUGCGUGUUUUUGAUGACCAUGUAUUGGCUGAUUGGUGUCAAGAAGAAAAUAACUCAGGAGGCACCCAUAUCACAUCAGUGUCUUUCACAAGCCCGACCAAACCUGUGAUUCAACUACCAUGUAUGCGUUUCAUAUCCUUCCAUCCAAAACGAAUCGACGAACGGACAUUCUUGGCUCUAAAUCGUGCUUGUUUGGUGUUUGAUGGCCGUCUUGCUAUCGAUUCUUCGUUUAAAACCAAUGACCCGUCAAUUAGAGCAGCCGGGCCAAUAACAAAAUAUGCGCGACGUUACCAUGCAGAGGGUUACUGGUCACGCCAUGAAAAUUACAGCUCCAAAGAAAUUGGGUUCAGAUUAGCGCUAACUGUGUUACCCCUAUUUGACCCCACUUUGGAUGGCUCUGAUCACGGGGAAUAUCCCCCUAUAACCCCAGCUACGACUGUGAAACCUGAAACCCCAAUGCCAGAAAAUCCACAUGAGAAAUUGAUACCAGUGUAUACAGACCCAAAGGUCACACAAGGUGUAUUACCAGGCGGUUACACUUAUCUACACAUUCGUAAGCCUGGAGACCGGCCCUCUUAUGCUGCACAGCUUGAUAAUAUCGAUCAUGGAAUGGAGAUAGUAACAGGCUCCCCUGAAAAUGGCAACUACUUCCGCUUGCAUCUUAACCAGUAUAAGAAAGUAGAGACAGUUACUUGCCUUGUUAAAGAUGUGAAGCUUCCAGCUUCUAAUCUUGUACGAUUGUAUGGUGUUCACGAAAGAUAUCUCAACAACCUUGUGGCUCGGUUAAAUGAAGCCAUGAUUCCAGAUCUUUACGUUUUCUUCCGCGAGCCGUGGUGUAUGUCUAUUUUCCAUGAUAGAUUCCAAGAUUUCAGACAUGAGGUUCGAGAAUUGCUCUCUAGCGCUCCUCCUGGUGCUGAAAGCUUGCCGUCAUUGGAGGCUAAAGUGCGCCAGCUUGUGGAUGAGGAUCUCAACAUAAGCAGCCAGCAGAGAGCAGAGUUGAAGAUGAGAUUUGCCAACAAUGGCCAAAGGAAAGAAGUGGAAGCUAGAUUGCUCAGUUACUUGAGUUAUAACUACUACCACUUACCUAUGUAUGCAAAACCUGGAAUGGUUUAAUAUAGUUUCUCAGUUUAGAUGUGUGGUUGUGCCCUUAUUUUUAUGCUUUGUGAAAAUGUAAAAUAAAAUAUAUUUUUUCAUGUCAUCAAAUAA